Messenger RNA from Trematosphaeria pertusa, 671 nucleotides. RefSeq lists its product as uncharacterized. Lineage: Eukaryota; Fungi; Ascomycota; Dothideomycetes; Pleosporales; Trematosphaeriaceae. The transcript has a single exon. The record is from RefSeq and is a predicted model, not a curated record. The coding region runs from base 86 to 529 and encodes 147 amino acids.
UUAGCUGUGAAUUCGUACAAGGAAAGCAUACUCCUUCGUGGCGUUUAUCGACAGGCAGACACUCGCUGUUAUUACCCGUCUUUCGAUGUGCCGUGUGAGGUUUUGGCGCAACGUUGUGCGACCUCACCACGGGUCCCCGGUCUCGAACGACGCUUCGUGGACGCAUUGCAGGGUGCGGAUGCAGGUGAUAGGAAUUCGCAGGAAGGCAGCUGGUGAAGGACGAAAACGGAACAGCACGACGGGGCCAAAGAGCAGGCGGAAGGCAACCAAUGAAGAAGUGAGGGACGUCUCCAGCCUCGUUAGGGUGGACGUGCAUGAUAUACCAUUCACGGCCGUCUCACCCUUUCCCAGUUUCGAUGCGUUUACCCACAGAAAUGAAGCAUAUGUACACAGAUGGACCAGCAAGCAACAUCUCAAAAUGGCCCGAGCCACACAGAACGGCCAUCCGGAACAGUCGGCUAUGGAAGUGGGAGAGGAGUCAAGGAUUACAGACCACAAGCUGCUGGGGUACUCUGUUCCCAAAGGGUGAUACACAGGAUGUCUCCUUGACCAUCUGGUGUGGUAACGAAGACGGAUACCACCUAAAUGAUGUCUUCGGGCUACAACAUGCAAUCUCUUCCUAGACGUCGAACCAUACGCUGGCGACUCUAAUAUAACAAGUAUAUCCAGCA